This is a messenger RNA of Penicillium crustosum, 1482 nucleotides long. RefSeq names its product NAD-dependent succinate-semialdehyde dehydrogenase. The record is from RefSeq and is a predicted model, not a curated record. Lineage: Eukaryota; Fungi; Ascomycota; Eurotiomycetes; Eurotiales; Aspergillaceae. Gene Ontology annotation, molecular function: succinate-semialdehyde dehydrogenase (NAD+) activity. The coding region runs from base 1 to 1482 and encodes 493 amino acids. The transcript has 2 exons.
AUGAAUAAUUCUCUUCAUCAAUUACCGGUUCAAAUAGCAAACCCUACGCUUUUUGACAGUCGCGGAUUUAUUGCAGGCAAGUGGAGAUACGCAGCUUCAGAGAAGAAAUUUCCUGUGACAGAGCCCUCCUCUGGUCAGGUUCUGGCCCAUUGCGCGGACUUUUCUCAGGAAGAGUUUGUGGAAGCCAUCGAGGAAGCCGACCAUGGAUUUCGAAAGUAUUUCCAUCAGACCACUGCCAAGCAAAGAAGCUCAUUUCUGCGCAAAUGGAACGACCUUAUCUUGGAGAAUCUUGACGAUCUUGCCAAGAUACUCUCUCUAGAGAAUGGCAAGACACUAUUAGAAGCAAAGGGCGAGGUGGCAUAUGCAGCAUCUUUUGUUUCAUGGUUUGCCGAAGAAGCAGUUCGAUCAUAUGGAGACGUCAUCCCAUCUUCUUACCAGAACACAACUGCGUUGACUUUCAAAGAGCCAGUUGGUGUCUGUGGUAUAAUCACACCUUGGAACUUCCCUGCGGCUAUGAUAACUCGGAAGAUCGCACCUGCAUUUGCGGCAGGCUGUUCAGUUGUCAUCAAACCACCGAGCGAGACACCGUUUACCGCGAUCGCAUUGGUUAAGCUUGCUCUAGAAGCAGGAUUUCCGCCUGAUAUCGUGCAUGUUGUACCGACCAAAGAUCGCAAUGCUUCCUUGGAGUUGGCCACGCACCCUAAGGUUAAAAAGAUAAGCUUCACUGGCUCAACCAACGUUGGCAAAAUGCUCACCAAGCUUGCUGCUGGUACCAUGAAGCGAGUCAGCAUGGAGCUUGGUGGGAAUGCGCCUUUUAUCGUUUUCGAUGAUGCAGAUAUCGAAAAAGCCGUUGAAGGAGCAUUAAUUUGCAAGUUCCGCUCUUCUGGUCAGACUUGCGUUUGUGCAAAUCGCCUUUAUGUGCAUCAAGAUGUCUUAGAGGAUUUUACUCAGCGAUUGAUCUGUCGAGUCCAAUCAUUCAAAUUGGGGCGUGGCAUCGAUGAAGGCAUUACCCACGGCCCUCUUGUCAAUGCUGCCGCUGUGGAAAAAGUUAAGAGUCACGUAGCGGAUGCUAUCGAAAAGGGGGGCCAACUCCGAUACGGUGGUGCGGUGCCGGCUGAUACUUCUGGGUAUUUUUAUCAGCCAACUAUUAUCACCAAUGCCCAUAAGGACAUGCUCCUUGCGACCGAUGAAACAUUCGGUCCUCUCGCAGCCAUUUUCGCUUUCUCUUCCGAGGAAGAAGUCAUUGAAAUGGCUAAUGACACCGAAUUUGGCCUGGCAGGUUACUUUUUUAGUGAAAAUAUCAAUCGUGUUCUUCGCGUUGCACAGCGGUUGGAAUGCGGCAUGCUUGGUGUGAAUACUGGCUUGAUUAGCGCAGCCGAAACCCCCUUUGGAGGAGUCAAGGAGAGUGGAAUUGGACGAGAGGGAAGUAAAUAUGGGCUCGGCGAAUAUCAAAAUAUCAAGGCUGUAACUAUUAGAGGUUGA